Saimiri boliviensis boliviensis (Bolivian squirrel monkey) is the source of this 946-nucleotide messenger RNA. It is a transcript of the gene AP2S1, whose product is annotated as adaptor related protein complex 2 subunit sigma 1. Lineage: Eukaryota; Metazoa; Chordata; Mammalia; Primates; Cebidae. The record is from RefSeq and is a predicted model, not a curated record. Gene Ontology annotation, biological process: clathrin-dependent endocytosis; intracellular protein transport. Gene Ontology annotation, molecular function: clathrin-cargo adaptor activity. Gene Ontology annotation, cellular component: AP-2 adaptor complex; membrane coat.
ACUCAUUUGGUAGGAAAAGGACGGGCUCUUGACUCUUCACCCAUCUUCACCCAGGCUGGCCCCAUUAGUGAAACUACAAUUCCCAGCGGUCUGUGCGCGAGAGGGCCGGCGGGUUUUUCUGCCGGAAGUCCGCUCUGCCUCUGGGCCCCACAACUGCACCCUGAGCCGGAGCUGCCCAGUCGCCGCGGGACCGGGGCCGCUGGGGUCCGGACGGGGGUCGCCAUGAUCCGCUUUAUCCUCAUCCAGAACCGGGCAGGCAAGACGCGGCUGGCCAAGUGGUACAUGCAGUUUGACGAUGAUGAGAAACAGAAGCUGAUCGAGGAGGUGCACGCCGUGGUCACCGUGCGCGACGCCAAGCACACCAACUUUGUGGAGUUCCGGAACUUCAAGAUCAUUUACCGCCGCUAUGCUGGUCUCUACUUCUGCAUCUGUGUGGACGUCAACGACAACAACCUAGCUUACCUGGAGGCCAUUCACAACUUCGUGGAGGUCUUAAACGAGUAUUUCCACAACGUCUGUGAACUGGACCUGGUGUUCAACUUCUACAAGGUUUACACGGUUGUGGAUGAGAUGUUCCUGGCCGGUGAAAUACGUGAGACCAGCCAGACGAAGGUGCUGAAACAGCUGCUGAUGCUGCAGUCUCUGGAGUGAGGCGGGCAAGCCCCACCUCAACCCGGUCCGGCUCCGGCCCCGGCCCCUCCUGGACUCGCCUGCUCGCUUCCCCUUUCCAGGCCCGUGGCCAACCCAACAGCCCCUCCCUCAGCUGCCCAUGAGGAAGGGACCCCGCUGCAUCUGGGCCACAAGGGAGGAGACUGCACCCCACUGCCUCUGGGCCCUGGCUGCGGGCAGCGGCCACCAUGUGUGUCCUGAGUGACCGUGCUGUUGUCCUGUGAUGCCGUGAGCGUGUGUGCGUGGAGCCCCCAAUAAACCUGUGGUCCUGCCUGGC